GGUAGCACAAGAGCUCGGAUUCCGCGCGCUUCCCUCGGGCCUUCCCCCGCCCAUCCCUUUCUGGCCUUGCGUCUGUCCGCUGGGGGCGCGCUCUUUGCGGGGCAGAAAGCGGCAGAGCGUGGGUCGCGUGGCGGAGCCUGGUUGCUAGGGACACCUGAGGUCGCACGCUCGCCCAGCAGGCGCCUCGAGGAAGCGGCGCGGAGCCGACGUCCAGCCACCGUGACGCAGGGGUACCCUAGAAUACUGCAACUGUGAGGCCCUGCAUUGAAAGUGAUUAAUUGCUGAGUCCUGGACCUAAUGAACUGCUGACUAGCGCUUGGCAGGCGCUCCUGUGAGGUGGUGGCUGCUGAUGCAGCGAGGUUGGGAAGAGGAAGAGUGCCCUGGAGACUCGGAAAACUUCAUACAAGCUGACGGACUCAAGGAUGAGGCUGGUGCUAGAGGUGUGUGGCACCUUACCUGAGCUAGGCCAUGAGGCCAUGCUGCUAUGAUGAGGGCCCCUCAUGGCCUCAGCAGGAACAGAGCACUACAGUAUUGGCCUGCGCCGAGGAAACAGCUUCAAGCAGAGACAACCCUCAGGCACAGUGUCUGCUUCACCAUCUGAGAAACCCUCGGAGGUCAAAGUCUGGUCUCAGGCCCAUCAGCAGGUGAAGCCAAUCUGGAAACUCGAAAGGAAGCACGUAGGCACACUGUCAGCAGGGCUGGGCACCAGUCUCCUGGGAGUCCCACCCCAGCCAGCCUAUUUCUUUUGCCCUAGCACUUUAUGUAGCUCUGGGACCACAGCUGUCAUUGCAGGCCACAGCAAUCCCUGUUACCUGCAAUCUCUCCCUGACUUGUUCAGCAAUACUCUGCUGUACCGCCGCACCAACGUGAGGCAAAAACCAUACCAGCAACUGGAAUCUUUCUGCUUGCGUUCCAACCCAUCAGAGAAAAGAUCUUUUUCUCUCCCUCAGAAGGGUCUCCCUGUCAGUGUCACUGCCAAUAAAGCCACAUCUUCUACAGUCUUCCCCAUGGCCCAGCCCAUGGCAUCUUCACCCACUGAUCCAUACCUCUCACUGGCAGCAGCUGGGGAAAAUCCUUCAAGGAAGAGCCUGUCCUCUGCCAUCUCAGGGAAGAUUGCAUCUCCACUGUCCUCCUACAAGCCCAUGCUGAACAACAACUCCUUCAUGAGGCCAAAUAGCACUAAAGUGCCCUUAUCACAAGCCACAGAUGGCCUGAAGCCAGUAUCCUCACCCAAGAUCCAGCCUGUCUCAUGGCAUCAUUCAGGGGGUACCGGAGACUGUGUACCCCAACCUGGUGACCAUAAGGUGCCCCAAAGCAUUGCUACCGUCUUAGAUGAUGUCACUGCCCCUAUGGCCCCAUCUACCCCUAGCACCCUCAACAUAUCCACAGCCAGUGUUGCCUCUUCCCAGUGCAGUCAGAGUAACUUUAGGAGGGAGGCACAUCCCUGUGGCCUGGAUGAAAACACGGAUUCCCAGAGUGCUACUAAAGAGGUACACUUCACUGAGGCUGUGAGGAAGCUGGCUGCAAAAGGCUUUGAGAAGAUGCCACGGCAAGGCUACCAGUUUGAACAGGCUUGUUUUGUGAACCCCAGCUUCCAGUGGGGUCUUCUCAACAGAAGCAGGCGGUGGAAACCUCUGAUGGGCCAGCGGUUUCCUCAGGAGGAUAUUGGAUUAGACAGUGGGAUCCUUCCUGGUGCUUCAGACACCUUGGGGUUGGACAGUACAGUCUUUUGUACCAAAAGGAUCAGCAUUCACCUCCUUGCCUCACAUGUUCAUGGGCUUAACCCCAGUCCUACCUGUGGGUCUGUAGUUGACCCCCAAUUACUUGGAGAAGACAGAGCUCCUGUUCCCCCUUCUUCUUCCCUCCAGCCUCUUGGUGUAGCUGAAGUGGCCACUCGUCUUUCUUCUGUCCAUCUUGGCCAGCCUGGGAAGGAACCUGAGGAAGCCAAGGACCUGAACUCUUGUAGUACUAAGGGUGAUUGUUCACCUACUGACCUCAGGCCAAAACAGCUGGAGCCUGAAGAUUCAGAAGAUGAACUGGGAGAUGGUUUGGAAGACAGCUGCAGUCAUGAUGAGAAUGAAGAAGAGGAAGGAGACUCAGAGUGCUCUUCUUUGAGCGUUGUGUCCCCCAGCGAGUCGGUGGCAAUAAUAUCUCGGAACUGUGUGGAUUUGAUGUCCAAAUCUAUUUCAAAUCAUGAGAAAGUUGUGCGGCCAGCCCUCAUCUACAGUCUCUUCCCCAACGUAUCCCCUACCAUCUAUUUUGGGACUCGGGAUGAAAGAGUGGAGAAACUGCCUUGGGAACAGAGGAGGCUACUUCGGUGGAAGAUGAGUACAGUGACCCCCAACAUUGUCAAGCAGACCAUCGGACGGUCGCACUUCAAAAUCAGCAAGAGAAAUGAUGACUGGCUGGGCUGCUGGGGUCACCACAUGAAGUCUCCUGGUUUUCGAUCCAUUAGAGAGCAUCAGAAGCUAAACCACUUCCCAGGCUCCUUCCAGAUUGGGAGGAAGGACCGGCUGUGGCGGAACCUGUCUCGCAUGCAAAGCCGUUUUGGCAAGAAGGAGUUCAGUUUCUUUCCUCAGUCCUUUAUCUUGCCCCAGGAUUCCAAGCUCUUGCGCAAAGCCUGGGAGAGCAGCAGCCGCCAGAAGUGGAUUGUGAAGCCACCAGCAUCUGCUCGAGGCAUUGGCAUUCAGGUCAUUCACAAAUGGAGUCAGCUCCCCAAGCGCAGGCCCCUCCUGGUACAGAGGUAUCUACACAAGCCCUACCUCAUUAGUGGCAGCAAAUUUGAUCUUCGGAUCUAUGUUUACGUGACUUCUUAUGAUCCCCUACGGAUUUACCUCUUUUCGGAUGGACUCGUCCGCUUUGCCAGUUGCAAGUAUUCCCCUUCCAUGAAGAGUCUUAGCAACAAGUUCAUGCACCUGACCAACUACAGUGUCAAUAAAAAGAAUGCAGAGUACCAGGCCAAUGCUGAUGAGACUGCAUGCCAAGGCCACAAAUGGGCGCUGAAGGCUUUGUGGAACUAUCUGAGCCAGAAAGGAGUCAAUAGUGAUGCCAUCUGGGAAAAGAUAAAGGAUGUUGUUGUCAAAACCAUCAUCUCGUCAGAGCCCUAUGUGACCAACCUACUGAAGUUAUAUGUGCGCCGCCCCUAUAGCUGCCAUGAGCUCUUUGGUUUUGACAUCAUGCUGGAUGAGAACCUGAAACCCUGGGUCCUAGAAGUCAACAUUUCUCCAAGCCUCCAUUCCAAUUCUCCCCUGGACAUCAGCAUCAAAGGCCAAAUGAUCCGAGAUCUCCUGAACCUGGCAGGCUUUGUUCUGCCCAACAUGGAGGAUAUCCUCUCUAGUUCCAGCAGCCCCAGCAGCUCCAGCGGUUCCAGCACCAGUCUGCCAAGCUCUCCUAGAGAAAAAUGUCAAAUGACUCCAGAGCACUUCACUGCACAAAAGAUGAAGAAAGCCUAUUACCUGACCCAGAAAGUUCCUGACCAGGACUUCUAUUCGUCUGUGCUGGAUGUCUUGACACCAGAUGACGUUCGGGUUUUGGUGGAGAUGGAAGAUGAGUUUUCUCGUCGUGGUCAAUUUGAAAGAAUUUUUCCUUCCCGAAUCUCUUCUCGCUAUCUUCGUUUUUUCGAGCAGCCACGAUAUUUCAACAUUCUCACCACACAGUGGGAACAGAAGUACCAUGGAAACAAGCUCAAAGGAGUAGAUCUGCUUCGGAAUUGGUGCUACAAAGGCUUCCACACGGGGAUCGUCUCUGACUCCGCUCCACUGUGGUCUCUGCCAACAUCGCUCAUGAAUGCCUCAAAAGGUGAUGGGACACCAAAUGCUGUCAGCAGAUCAGAUCACAACAAGUCAAGAAAGAAAAGUUGCUCCGAGGGAAACUCCGAAGAUGGGCCCACAUCUAAGCCCAAGAAGAGUCAAGCUGGCCUGUCCCCCAUAUCCAGGAAGACUUUGUCCUCAAAGAACAAUGAGAACACCAGCAAACAGUCCAAGCGCUCUACCCAGGGGUUACCUGUCCUCAAGUACUCUGGGCAGGGCUCCAGACUCUCUGCUUCUUCUGCUUCCCAGUCAAUUGCUGACUCCCUCCUGACUGCUGUGAGCCCAUGACUGGUCCUACACAGGAGCACUCAGCUACCUCAAGGGAACCAGCCUGCUGACCAGCCUGAGCCUCUACUCCCGCCUCCACUUUGCCCCUCAUCAGAGUAUUUUUGAAGUGGUUCUAUUGUAGAUAUGGGCAUCUGGAGGGCUGGAGGGGUGGUGGUGAUGGGGAGAAGGUGAGGAAGGUUCACCCUCUGUCACCUUACUGCCUGGUUGGGCUGGCACCUCAUAUCUCAGUAGAGAAGCCAGUGACAGCCAAGCAGCCUUAUAAAGCAGGGUUUGGUUUCUACACUGAGAGCCAUGUGUGAUUUAUUUGAGGCCCUGGUACAGGGCUUGAGUUGUAGCUCAAGAGGAGAAAACGUGCUAAACACAGAAGUCUCUUGUUCUGUAACUGAGAGGAAUUCCUUGAAGGUCCUGAUUUCCUUCUGUCCCCUACUUACCUUUGUCUUGAAGAGACAGUUUUAGAAACCUUCAGACUUCUUCAGAUUAGCAAGAGAAACUAUGAUAGACUAUACCCAUUUCCUGGCCUCCUGGUCUUGGGGAGACCUCCAUACCAUAAUUUUAGUUGCUGCUAUGUAGAGGAAGGUGGAAUGAGCUGUGUUUUCCUCAAUGUGGGGAAAUCUUGUAGUCUCUUUUGCUUUGAGGGGUUUGGUGCCUUGGUAGGUAGAUUUCAGCACAGUUACUCUUAUAGGACAGGCUUCUCAUCUCUGACAGUUAAUACUCAACUGCAUCUACCUCCCUCGUAGACUCAGUCCACACUGAGCAUUGAAUAAACACUGAGUGAAAUGUGCAUACAGAUCUCCAAGGACACUGGCCCCUGAAGCACUACUGUUCUCCUCAGUGUGGGGAAGUGUGGAGCUCAAGAAGGCCAAGAUGGGACAGUUUGGAAUGGAAGAGGUUUCGCUAGAACCAUGGUCUUCCUUAGCCUAGCGUUCUGCAGUGCUCACCUCCAUGGGACCUAUAGUUGUGUCUAGUGUUCCCAGCAGAGGGGCAUACAAAAAGCCAAUUGGCUCUGUAUCUAGAUUUGCUCUUUGUUCACCAAGCUGGCUGUCUUUGCUGGCCUUGCCCUCAUGCUUCUGAGUUUUAGAAAGAGGAAGUCUUCUUUCCACAUGACUCCUGAAGUCCUUGGCCAGUUGGCAUGGAGCCCUGGAUAGUAUAAGAGAGACCUAACUGGGUUCAGGGCCACAGAGUAGGUGAACAAGGCAGUCAGUCCUAUGCUCUGUUGACAUUUGUGAAGAACUCCGGAUAGCAAAGUCCGAGCCAGUACUUCCUGCUCAAUAAUAAAGACUUCAAAGCCAGACCGCAGUGGGAACCUAAGCCAUCCUAGAAAAUCUGUUCUGACAUGAGCAGCUAACACCCUCUCGUCCUGGUUACAGUAUUUCAGUGCACAUGUGACAAAGAGGCCUCUUUUAGCUGAUUUAAUCCUUGAAAGUGACUCUUAAUUCCUUAGCCUACCCUCCAAGAGUCUCCCAUCAUAGUCAGUUUCCAACUCUGCAGCUGCAGAGAAAAAACACAUUUAUCGGUGCAUCAGUUGUUUUCCCAAGUUGAUACGUUACCCAGCCUUUGGAGGAAGGGAAGAAAAGGCUCCUGAGACAAGGAAUGAAGUAGUCUUUUCCUUUAUAAUAGGAAUAUGAGACCUACCCUGCAGUGUUGUUUAGUAAGCUAAGCCAAAGUACUGGGGAUUGGAGUUUCCAAUUUGCUGGUUUAUUAUCUAAACAUUGUUCUGUGCAAGCAAUGUAAAACCCCCCUUGAAACUGGGUGUGGUAGCUCAUGCCCUUACUCCUGCCACUCUGGGAAGGCAGAGGUGGGCUGAUAAAACCGUCCCUUUAAAGAAGGGGAACAGCUACGGAGACCUCAGAAGUGGCCAGAACAGUGUCUAGGUACCUCACUGUCAACCUUCACCUAGAGCUUGCCGAAGCACAGUUUUCAUUAAUCCCUCAAAUUUCACUCCAGUGUGGUCUCUUGUCUGGCUUCAUUUUUACAGCGUCCUAGGACAUGUGUGAGUCAAUAAUUUGGUUGUCCCAAGAGCCUAGAUUGGCAAAGAAGAACAAGGGUGUCUAGGACAAAAACAGCACAGAUGACAGACUGUAAGGACUGCUAUGUGGACAUAGCAGGGGAUUGUGUCACUUGAGGCCCAUUUGAGGGUGGCAGCUCUUUUCCUGAAAGUGACAUCUCAUUACCAAAACCAAAGAACAUUCUUGGUGGCUUCUGUGGGCCAGUGAUGGGGGCUAAUUCACACAGUGAUUUCGUCUCCUACUGUAUGUGUUAUCUGGGAUAAGAUGAGAUAGGCUGCUAGAGAGAUUCCCCUGUUGACUUCUUGUUAGUGCCAAAGGACCCCACUGAUUGCUGCUCUAACAAAUGUCUAGUUUGCUUUGGGCGUGGAAACAAUGGUUUUGAGCAAGCUGCAUCUUGUCAUUGGGAAUUUUGAUCCAAGCCUCUCCAGCAGGGCUUAGCCUUGAACAUUCAUCUGUAGUCCCUGGGAACCAGUGUGUGCUCAUUUGACUUCCCUCUAUCAGCUUCAGUUCAGUGGAAGCAGCAAGCAGACAUAGAAUUUCCUAUGUGAGUGAACGAUCAUAGCAGGAUCAGUAGCCAUGUGACAUUCUAAGACCUAUCUGUGCUUUAGUCAUCAAAAUGGACUGAGAUUUGGAAUACCAGGGAUUACCACAGAAGUCAACAUUAGAAAUGCAUCUCUCUAAGUUUCAGUUUAUUAGCCAGGGAUAUCAUGUCUUAGAUGUAGUUAUAGGGAUUAAAUUGUGUGUAAAACAUCUUUAAAAGUGCCUCACAGUGUAGAUUUCAAAUAAAUUCUAAAAUAUCAAAUGAUUCCCCCAAACCAUUUCCUCAGAGUAUUGGGAGCAGCACCAGGGGUCGCAGUGCUCUUAGCGGUUCUGUGACGGAGCUGUGACAGCUCUGCAAAUGAGUGAAGGCCUGUGGUAGCUGUGUUAGAUAGGACCAGGCUUGUGUGAGCUCCUAAACUGUACAGCUAUUUACAUAAUGUUUACAUUGUAUGGGGUAUGGUAGUUUUUAAGUCCACAGGAAGAUGUGUGCAGGUUAAACUUCAGCAGCAAAUGCAACUCCAUUUUACCUAAGGGAUUGAAAAAUCUGUGUGCUUUGGGAUCUGAGAAGUCCUAGAACCAAUCCCCCACAGAGGCUGGAGAACUGUGCUAAGAUUGCUAGCUGUGGAAGAUCAGAGCUAGAGAUUUGAUCGAGAUAAUUAGCUUAAGAGUUUAGAACCUUGUCUGCUGCCAGAGAGGCACAAGUAAAACUUAACACUAAAACGUAGAACAGCCCAUGUUGCCAGUAAUCAGGGAAAGAACAAACUAGUAGAUUCUGCCUAAACAUCAGAAAGGAAAAACCGAUGCCACAACUGGAGUGAGAGAAGCCAGAAGGAAGCGAAUAUGCAGGUUCCAGUUUAGAAGAGGAAACCUUCUCAUAGAAGGCAGGGACUCCUGGGGGAGUAGAGAUGGAGGGAUUGACUGUAAAGAGGCACAUGGGAAUAUUCUUUGUCUUAAUUGUGGCUGUGGUAACAACUGUAUAUAGUUGGCAGACCUCAAAAUUGUCCUGUUGAAAUGAGUAUUAUACAUAAAUUUUAUAAAUAAAGCUGAUUUUCUUUAAUUUUUUUUUAUUUUCAGUGCUGGCAUCUAACCCAGGGUCUCAAACAGUAUUAGGCAAGUGUACUGCUGAGCCUACUCCUGGCCCAAAUCAGACAAACACACACACACACACACACACACACACACACACAGCCAUUACUACUUUGUUGAUGCAGAAAUUAAAGCCAUGAAUGAAGUAAUGGAGUACAGUUAAGAUUGAAAGGCGCUGUGACCAAUUGGAGUGGACAAAGCCAUUGCAGUUUGCACAUGUGACUUGUGUGAGCAUAAGACAUUGGUCAGUUACUUGUAAAGAGCACAUCUACCCAAAACAUUGAGAGAAGCCAGGUAUAGGAGGACAUACUUACUGUGUGGCUAACUGACAUCUGGAUGGUUGCCAAGGAGGAACCUUGUGGGGUGAUAGCAACCCUAUACCUUGGCUGUUGGUUUUGGGGUUAACACAAGCAUUAAAACACUGAACUGUGGGGUUGGGGAUUUAGCUCAGUGGUAGAGCACUUGCCUAGCAAGCGCAAGGCCUUGGGUUCGGUCCCCAGCUCCGAAAAAAAAGGGGAAAAAAAACAAACAAAAAAACACUGAACUGUGCACAUGAGACCUGUGCAAUUGUAGGCCUCGUUUUAUAACUGAGGAGAAACUGAUGUGUUAAAUUAGCAUCUUAAGUACAUUUCAGUGGUAUUCAUUAAGUUUAUAUUCUACAACGUUCACUUCCCCUGGUUCUAGAGUAUUUUUCUAAACAUCAAAGCAAAGUACCCCUAAGCGAAUGCUCCUCCUUCCCUCCCCUUUCCCUGCCCUUUGUAAUCACCGACCUUUCAGUUUCUGUAGGUUCACAGAUUCUGGAUGUUAUACAUAAGUAGAAUUGUGAUCUUUUGCAUCUGGCUUAUCUGACUUAGCAUGACUCCAAUGUUCACUUUGUAAAACAAGGUGACACUUCAUUUUUGUUACCAGUAUGUGUUAGUGGUAGAAAAUGAUUGGCUUUGCCGUGACAUUUUCAUCAUGUUUAUCUCCCAUGUCCCUUUCCUCUUCACUGACAGUCACUGUGUGGAUGUGUGUGCUCUUUGAAUAAAGGAUACACUAGUGUGAGAAGUGUGUGAGGGAAGGCAUUUUAAAAAAACAUUUAUUUUUAAUUUGUGUGGGCAGAUGUCCUCAGAAGCCAGAGAGGUCAGACCCCUUUGGAGCUAGAGUUACAGGCAGUCCUGAGUCAUGAUAUGGGUGCUGGGAACCACACUUGGCUUCCCUGCUACAGCUGGACAUGCUCUUAACCACUGAGCCUUAACACUGGGUUUGGUUUGGUUUCCCAGCACAGGCUGGCCUUGAGUUUACAGCAAUCCUCUUCACUUAGCCUUCUGAGUACUGGAGUUAACAGGUGUGUGCCAGCACACCAGCUUUGGUGUUUAUCAUUCUGAGCUUGCCUUAUUUUGCUUAACAUUAUGGUCUCCUAUUCGAUCCAUUGUCCUGCAGAUGACACAGCUGCAUUCUUAUAGAUGAAUAAAUAUUAAUGUGUACGUGUGGUGUAUUAUCUAUCAGCUGAUGGACAGUAUCUGGCUGUGGUGCUUGUCUGUGCUGUGAGUCACAGAGAUGUAAGGGUCUCUGUGCUGUGUGUUCAGAGUCCUCCAGAUAUAUUCCAUUGGGCCAUUUGGUAGUUCUGGUUUUCACUUUCUGAGGAAACCUCAUACUUCAUUUCCACAGUGUUUGCACUAGUUACAUCCUACCAUCUGUGUGAAUGUUCUUUUCCCCAACAUUUUCAAUAGCAUUUGUUUUCUUACUAAUAGCCAGUCUGACUGGGAGAAAUGCAAUUUCAACAGUUUUGUGUUUCCCUAAUGGUUAAGGAUACUGGAGUUUUUUAACUUCUAAUAUGUAAUUUUUAUUUUUACGCAGUCAUGUCGAAACAGUUUACACUGAGAGUAAAAACUGCUCCAGAUAUCCAUUAUUGGCAUAUUGGGGGGGGGGGUCCCACACUGAAAAUAUUUCCUUUUAGCAAUAAGGAAUUCCAAGGGUAUCCAUUACCAGUUGAAUAGCUUGCAGGGAAUUUGUGAUUUCUUCCAUAUUACCAUGCCUCAAAACCCUCUGUGGCUUAAGUCGUGAAACUAUCCUGGUCUUUAUAGAUCCUUCUGGUAUAAAAGGAAAGCCUGUACAAGAAUUCUGCUUAUCAAAUAAUCCCUGUAGAGAAGAUAAGUACGAUCAAUGACUUUUGAUUUACUUUGUGCAUCAAAAGCACACUGCUCUGUCUUCAACAGCACAGCUACUAAACAGCAUGUCCUUGUGAAAAUGCUGGUACGCUUCUCAGCAACUCAGUCAGCAGGCUGUCCUCGGUACGCCUGCAGCAGCUCCAGCAGUGUGUCCACACAGUGUUCAGCAUCGCGAAUGGCUGAGAUCAUACUUUGCCCCAUUCAGCAAUGCUUGGACAGCAUAUCCAACAACUUCCAUACAAGGAACACUACGAUUACAGCUUCGGAUUACAACAAAGAUCGCAGAGAGCGCUCCGCUUUCAGCCAUGUUCUCACAGCAAAAUGGAGAUAACUUGGUAACAACCUCCAGGUUCAUCGCACCCAGAGUGGCCGAUGAGUGUCUGUAUGUGAGCAGGUGAUGAAUGAAGUGCACGCUCAGUUCUUCUGUACAGCUUGUUUUCCUCCUCCACGUUCCUGCUGACACCUCAAAGGCUUCAUCAAAUAGCUUUAGUUUCUGUGCAAUCAUUUUUCUUCUUCAAAGCAUAGCCUCUCCAUAAUGCCUGGAUUCUAGUGAGCUGCUAGGAGAAAGCGGCAUACUGCCUUCUGUGUCAUGGAUGCAGCCCUAUCCUGCUGGUGCCAACAUGCUGAAACUUCACGUCCAGCCUUUAUGAUCGUAUGAUACUGGACAGUUUUUAAGAUGUAUUUAUUGGCUAUCAAUAUUUUUAGUUAAGUAGUAAUGCAACUGUUUGUGAUUCUUUUUGGAAACAGUCUGUUCAGUCUAUUUGCCCAUUUAUUGAUUAGCUCAUUGGGGAUAUUGGUGUUUGAUUAAAAAACAAACAUUUAGUUCUUUAUGUAUUUCAAACAUUAAUCUUAUCACAAGUGAAACUGGCAAAGACUUCAUGCUCCAUGUACUUUGAUUUUAGAAUUUUUUUCUUAUUCUAAAAUAGUUUAUUUAAACAUACCAGGAAGUAUAAGGAAAAUAAAGUGUGUGAUUUAUCACCAUUA
This is a messenger RNA of Rattus norvegicus (Norway rat), 10863 nucleotides long. It is a transcript of the gene Ttll4, whose product is annotated as tubulin tyrosine ligase like 4. The record is from RefSeq and is marked validated. Gene Ontology annotation, cellular component: cytoskeleton; microtubule cytoskeleton; ciliary basal body. Gene Ontology annotation, molecular function: protein-glutamic acid ligase activity; tubulin binding; tubulin-glutamic acid ligase activity. NCBI's taxonomy places the organism in Eukaryota, Metazoa, Chordata, Mammalia, Rodentia, Muridae.